Molecule: messenger RNA, 1161 nt
Organism: Seminavis robusta
Lineage: Eukaryota; Bacillariophyta; Bacillariophyceae; Naviculales; Naviculaceae
Source: the annotation of a GenBank genome assembly
AUGGGUGGUCAAGGCAGAGCAAAAGCCCUUGGGAUGGCAAUCCUUGCUUUUGCAAUUGUGUGCGCUGUGCUCGCCACCAAACCCAUGCCGAUUGUAACUGCAGAAAGCUUCACCGAACAACGAAGCGGCGAUAGCAAGGCAGAAUUCGACCUAUCGCCAGUCGAAAAGGAAGAAACGUCUUCCGUACAAAGGCGAGAGAUCGGCGGGGUUUCAGUUUUGAUGGAGCGACCAGCGAACCCCAAAGGAAUCCUCUUUGUUGCUCAUGGUUGUCACCACAAUGCAGAAGAUUGGUGGCCUUCCACACCUGACGUUUGUCCUGAAUGCAUUGGUCUUCCAGAGGAACUCGCCAUUGUGAAAAUGGCCUUAGAAUUUGAAUUGGCCGUUGUCGCUGUUUCCAGCGACGAUCGUGUGUCCAAAUGCUGGUCUGGUACCGAUGGCCCCAUUGUGGCGAAAGUACUCACGGCACUCGAAGAAGAAAUCUUGGAAACAGAUCAAGAAUCUAAAGUCCCUAUACUGGCGUUUGGGGCUUCUUCAGGAGGUGGUUUUGUAGGACGAAAACUGAUCAAAAGCAUGCGCAAACUGGGGCGCGAUCUCGAUGGUUUUAUUGCACAGAUUGCUGCACCAGACAGCCGUUCGGAGCUUCCCAAGGAGAGGGGGGAACACCCAUUUCCGAUCGCAACCUUCAUCACCAUGAAUCGAGAUGUGGGCAGUGACGAGCAUGUCCGAGAAAUUGUGGAAGGCCUGCAGCAGGAGGGGCACCCCGCUAAGCAUACACGGCUACCUCCUCUCGCUCUUUCUCACACCUUUUUCCAAGACCGAAUUCCUCACUACACAUUGGAGCAAUCUAAGACCAUGACUCAAGCGUUGCGGAAAUCCAACUUUUUGGACGAAUCAACGUUUGAGUUAAACAAAGACCCAAGACGCUCAACAUGGCGAGACGUCCUCAAAGAACACGUUGCCUGUCCACCCGAUUGUUUGGUGGCUGAUCAGUCUCCAGUUUCGGAAGUGAUGAAUGUAGCGUGGGGGGCACAUGAAAUGGCUCGUGAUGGCGUGAGGGAAUCUAUUGCUUUCAUUCUGAGGGAGCAUGCUCAGCAAGGCACUACACAAGGAUCCAGCUCUUUUGGCGGCCUUACGCUACAGUCUGCGAACAACGCUGGAUAA